This is a messenger RNA of Microplitis demolitor, 3324 nucleotides long. It is a transcript of the gene meng, whose product is annotated as serine/threonine-protein kinase meng-po. The transcript has 2 exons. Gene Ontology annotation, biological process: peptidyl-threonine phosphorylation; peptidyl-serine phosphorylation. The coding region runs from base 284 to 1459 and encodes 391 amino acids. Gene Ontology annotation, molecular function: protein serine/threonine kinase activity; ATP binding. The record is from RefSeq and is a predicted model, not a curated record. NCBI's taxonomy places the organism in Eukaryota, Metazoa, Arthropoda, Insecta, Hymenoptera, Braconidae.
UCGCUGAAAAUGUAACCAAGCUAAGGAAAAUAUAUCACGUAAUUCGCCACUUUACGUUCUCAAUAAAUUUUUACAUCGUCAGUUGAGUUUUUAAUUCAUUUCCAAGUGAUUAUUUAGCAGUAACAUGUUAUUGUUAUUACAAGUGAUUAAAAAACCCGCGAUUAUUUUUGUUUAAAUAAAAAAAAAAAUUUCUUAGUCGUAAUUUUAUAAAUAAUUGUUGACGAACUUUAAGUUUUCUAUAAUUAAUAACGUGGAUCUCCAGUAAAUCUCACGGGAUUAAACGAUGAAGCUGCACGAAAAAGAGUCAAGUAUUCACCGGGUACAGGAAGUGGUACUAGAGGAAAUAGAUCUUCUGAAAGAGUACAAUGUAGAAAAGACCCUAGGCGAGGGUAGUUUUGCCAAAGUUUUACUGGCGACACACCGCAAAACUCAAACAAGGGUCGUCCUGAAAGCCGUGCACCAGGAAUUGACAACAGAAAAAGAUUUUUACCGGGAGUUUCACUACUCAUACCACUUGAGCCCGCAUCCGAAUAUCCUCAGCUCAUACGCAGUGGCAUUCAAGGCAGAGAAAUGUUACAUAUUUGCCCAGGAGUACGCACCCUUUGGUGACCUGGCUGGCAACGUAAAGGCGGGAGGUUUGAACGAGGACGUUUGCAAGAAAAUCGCCAGUCAAUUGGCCUCGGCGCUUGACUUUUUGCACUCUAAGCAACUCGCCCAUCGCGAUGUGAAGCUGGAGAACGUUCUGGUGUUCGCUCAAGACAUGUCGAAAAUAAAACUGUGUGACUUCGGAUGCAUAAAACGCGAAGGGACCCUGGUCAACAAGAUCCGGUGCACAUGGGUGCCGUUUUUGCCUCCGGAAAUCCACGAAGUAAUUAAAAAUGAGCGGUACACUUGCAAGCGCAGUGCCGAUUGCUGGCAGUUCGGUAUAGUUUUGUUCGUUUGUCUGACGGGUAACCCGCCGUGGCAAAGUGCUGACCCAAUUCAAGACCCCGACUACUCGUCAUUUCAGAGAUGGCUCAAGCGCCGGACGACUAAAAUUCCCGGGACAUUCCGUAGAUUUACUCCGCGUCUGCUGCGUUACUUCAGACGAGUCUUUGAACACAAGCCCGAGAAACGUGCAGUUGUUACGGAGAUAAAUAAAUAUCUAAAGGACACUUGGUGUGUAAGCAAAUUAAGUCACAGUGCGACCUCAACCAGCGUUGAAGUAAGCGAGAACACGCAAAUACCCAGACGAGGUGACAGCCUCCUCUACUUGGACACGAUCGUCGACGAGAGAUUGAAUAUCGACGAGAACAAAAAUAAGCUGAGAAAAUUAUUGAAUAGCUACGGAUUAGAAACGGCCGUUGAUCAGAAGGUCGUCACCAAGAGGAUCUGGGAGUGGGUAAUGCAGUGCGACUCAAAUAUCGAGGACAUCCAUCAUCAGCACGUCAGCACUGCGUACGGUACUGAAGCCAUGUGAGACAUGGUAAAGUCCUCAAGCGAGCCCUGCUUAAAUCCUUCUAUUCGCGAGGUCAGACACUUGAGCUUCACUACUUUACAUGUUCCCGUCGAUGACAGAAGCUUGCACGCCGCUUCGCUGAGUUUUCAAUACUCCCCGGUAAUAAGUGAAAAGUAAAACAAACUUUUUUUUUUACCAAACAAUUAUAAUUUAUGUGCCAAUUCUAUAAACAAUCACUUUACCUUAUAAGUAAUUUUUUUUUAAUAAUUUAUAUUUCGCAACGUAAUGAGACAAUCGUUGUACAGGGACGGACAUUGUCGCGGACAAUAAGUCAUGUAAUUUAUUUUCUAAGUAAAUUAAUACACUAGUAACUCUAGUUUUAUUUUAUUUAAGGCCUAAGGGAAGUCAAGUCCAAGUGGCUUUUAUAUUUAUAUAUUUUUAUUUCUUCCGAAAGAUGAUAAAUUUUAAGUAAAAAAAAAUAUAUAUAAAUAAAUAGGACUAGUCAUAGCUCAACGAGGACCAUGCAGAGUAGUUUGGAAACAGUGUAGGUUUAUAUUUAAAUAAAUCUAAUUAAUAUUUAUAAUAAUAAUAUUAAAUAUGUGUAUAGUUGAUUGCACGUUAGAACGAACGCGUUACCACGCAAAUAUAUUCUUGUAGAAAUUUAUGUAGAUUGUACGAUACGCUAUAUAUAUAUAUGUGGAGCAUAAGCUUUUAAGAUGGGAUAUAAUUUAUUUUUUUUUUUAUUAAUAAACGUUUAGAUGAGUGUAAAUAAAUUGUUGAUAAGAUAAUAUAUAAGACGAUGGAAAAGCAGGAAAAUGGUAACGACAGUAAUGAAAAAAAAAAAAAUAAAUAAAAAGUGUAUACGUUGAAACUGAACGUCUUGAAUUGACGUGUGAUAUAAAUUCACACAACAGCCAAAUAAAUAUGAAUUUAAAAGACUGAUUCAAUUUGUAGCGAAGGUAAAUUUAAAUUUAUCCUUCCAUAGAAAAUAAAUAAAACAAUCGAUUCGAAGCACUUUACGAGUAAUUGUUUAAAAAUACGUUAUUUAUUUAUUAAACGACAGCGAUAGUUCGAAUGCUGGGAAUUUAUAAUAAAAAUUCAGUGAUACUUGUGUUGUAUCGAUUUGACACAUGGGGUCCAAAAAUAAACUCACGAAUUUGUAAUUCAUAAUAAAAAAUAAAUAAAAUUUUUUAUUGGUCAAUAAAAUGUGUGAGAGCCAAAUUAGAGCGUUCAGUAUCAACGAUUUAUCUUUAUGUUUAAUUAAUGUCGCCUUGCAGGUAUCCUACACAAGGGCGUAUGUGACACCGGAAACCAUAAGGGCGUAUAAAAUUUUUUUUUACCAAAAGAUGAAUUUUUUCAUUCAAAAUUAAAAAAAAACUAAUUUUUAUUUUGAAUUUUUUUCAUACGCCCUUACAGUUCCCGAGAUAGGGUGGGAUGAAAAAAAAUUUCUACACCCUUAUGCCUUUGCAAUGGCAUCUCAUGCUCCUGGGACCUGCAACGCGAAAUAAAUAAAUGAAUAAUUUAUUUAUAUGAAUUUAAAAAAGGUCAUAGUAUUAUUUGUGCAUCAGUGUGUGUAUAAAGAUAAAAACCAAGUAGACGAUAAAUAGAAAUGACAAAGUAGUGAAAGUACCUUGUAAGAAAAAGGUACAAAAGUGAUAGUUAAAUAAAGUAUAUAAAUGUUUAUAUAUGUUGUGAUUAUGUACUAAUUAUAAAAUAGGAAACAAAAUUGUUUGAUUGACUAUUGUUAAGAAUAAAUGAUUAAUGAUGAUGAUGAUGAUGAUGAUGACGAGCUAAAUGUCUGCGUGAAAAAAAAAACGUUUUUACAUUUAUACGUUUAUUGAAACGAUCUCAAAUGACACUUUAUUUUUUAAGGUACGCAGACAGAG